Acipenser ruthenus (sterlet) is the source of this 3434-nucleotide messenger RNA. RefSeq names its product serine/threonine-protein kinase PINK1, mitochondrial-like. Gene Ontology annotation, biological process: autophagy of mitochondrion; protein phosphorylation; regulation of apoptotic process. Gene Ontology annotation, molecular function: protein serine/threonine kinase activity; ATP binding. Gene Ontology annotation, cellular component: mitochondrion. Lineage: Eukaryota; Metazoa; Chordata; Actinopteri; Acipenseriformes; Acipenseridae. The record is from RefSeq and is a predicted model, not a curated record.
CUUGUUAUGUCAUGUGACUUGAUAAGCCAGUUUACUUUGUGUGUCCUUGGACUUCCCGACAUUAGCAAACUCGAUUCAAGACUGCUCUGUGUUUACAGUAAAACUGGGUCUUCUGGCGCCAAACAUGUCUGUUAAACAUGUUAUUGGCCGUGGGCUGGAGCUGGGACGCUCGGUACUGCAGCUCGGGCUUCUGAAACCAGCGGCACGCGUUGCAGCGUUCCGAGGAGACCGACUCAGGCUAGGCCAACCCUCCAGUCGAGUACAGUCUCAGACUUUCCUGCCGGGUCGUUAUCGGUAUUACAGAGUGUCUCUCAGCGGGCUUGCGGCUCAGCUGCACCGGCGGGUCUUCUGGAGGAUUCCCGGUUCGGGCGCCCCCAGGAACAGAGCUGUGUUUUUGGCUUUCGGGGUAGGCUUGGGUCUUAUUGAACAACAGCUGGAAGAAGACAGACAGGUCGCCGCGACAUGUCAGGACAUUCAGGCACUUUUCUAUAGCAAAGCAAAGAAACAUGAAAGCCCACUAAAGUCCUUCACCACCGGCUACAAACUGGAGGAUUACUUGAUUGAACAGCUGAUUGGGAAAGGCUGUAACGCUGCAGUGUAUGAGGCUGCUGCUCCAUUCGCUUCCCCCUGGAAACCUGAGCAAGCCUCCCAUGUGCAGUCACCCCCCAGGGGGGAAGUGUUCCUGGACACCGGCCUCCCUCUGACAAGCCAUCCAGCUCGGCUCCCGCUGGCUGUGAAAAUGAUGUGGAAUAUCAGGGCAGGGUCUUCCAGUGAGUCUAUCCUGAGAGCCAUGGGUCAGGAAUUGGUUCCAGCUCCUCCCCUUGCUAUGAAUAGAGAGAGAGGAACAGCUGCACUAAAUGGGCAAUUUGGCUGCACCAGGAAGAAGCUGGAGCCUCAUCCCAAUGUAAUCCAGGUUUUCCGAGCUUUUACUGCGGAUGUGCCUCUGCUGCCUGGUGCCUUUGCUGAUUAUCCUGAUGUGCUGCCUGCCAGAAUCAAUCCAGCUGGCAUCGGACACAACCGCACUCUGUUCUUAGUAAUGAAGAACUACCCCUGCACUCUGUGGCAGUCCCUGCAAGUUUCCCUUCCUGAUAACAGGGAGGCGAUUCUGCUGAUUCUGCAGCUGCUAGAAGGAGUGGAUCAUCUAAACAGACAAGGAAUCGCUCACAGAGACCUGAAAUCUGACAACAUCCUGCUGGAGCAUGAGUCAGUUGGCAGCCCAUGCCUGGUGAUCACAGAUUUUGGCUGCUGUCUGGCUGAGCAGCACUUGUGGUUGAAGCUGCCCUUUAAUAGCUGCUGUGUCGAUAGGGGUGGAAAUGCUUGCCUCAUGGCACCUGAAGUUGCAUCUGCAGUCCCAGGUCCUGGUGUUGUCAUUGACUACAGCAAGGCAGACGUCUGGGCAGUGGGUGCUAUUGCCUAUGAAAUCUUUGGGCUGCCCAACCCCUUCUAUACUCCAGGCCCAGAAGGACUAGAAAGCAGGACUUACCAGGAGAAGCAGCUCCCCCCGCUGCCCAGCACUGUGCCUCCUGAAGCUCGGCUCGUGGUAAAACUGCUGCUGCGCAGAAAUGCAAACAAGCGGCCAAGUGCUAGAGUUGCUGCUAAUUUGCUCCACAUUUGUCAGUGGGGUGGAAAUCUCCAGAAUGUGGACAGAAUGAAGAUGCAGAAGAUUACUGACUGGCUUCUGUGCCGCUCCGCUGCUACACUACUGCAUGCUGGGUACAAUGCUGGAAACAUGGUGGAGGCAGAGCUGCAGAGAAACUUCCUCUCCAAUGUUGACUUGGGAGAGCUGCGAAUGGCCAUGGCUUUUCUGAGCUGCGAAUGGCCAUGGCUUUUCUGCUGUUCGGACAAGAACACAGCAUCAACUGUUAAUCUGUCACUGCCAGGCCAGACGGACUUCAUAGAACAACGAACAGUCUCAAGCAUAUACAGUAUGUCUUGGGUUUUGAUUACUGCAAUUAAAGAGUCAGAGUUCUGUGUAACGAGGGACUUGGUUUGCAUACAUUAGGAUUGAAAAUAUCUUCACAAAUAUUUUAUUUUAAGGGCCAUAGAGACUAAGGGUGUAUUCAUUAAGCUAUACCGGUUAAACAAGUAUAUUCUUGCAGGUAAACUUUAAAUAUAACUAGUGUUAAGUUGGUGUAUGAAUUAUAAAAGUAUUUAAUUCUUGCAAUAACACUACUUAAGAAAUAUUAAAAGCAACUCAAUAAAUGUAACUAUGUUCAACUAGAAAUCCCAUUCAGUGUCUUCAAUGAAAAAGACUUCUAGUCCAAAUGUUUGUCAUUGAAUAUAUUUAGUUUGUUUCAGUGCUUCCUGAUUUUUAGCACUGUUGAGUGUUUUAUAGUUAUGGAUGGAAUAACACAAACAAAGUUACAAAAUUAAAUACAUUGUAUUUUGUUGCUUUGUCUAGAAACUGUCUUUUUGUUUCUAAAUUCUCAAUUAGAUUAUCUACAGGUUCAAGAAAAGAAAUAUCUGGUAUUGCCCCUCAAUCCACUAUCUCUAUUUCGCCGGUAGAGUAUAUGCACUUGUAUAUUUGACAAAGGCUUCUAGAAAUUCUAGUGGAGCAGCACAGCCCAUUAGUGUGAGUCUAGUAGAAAUUCAGCCUGGUCAGUAUAGGACAGUUGAAUCCAGGGCAGGGAACCUCCUGAUAGAGCACUUUACCGUUGUAAAGAGAAAGCAUUGCAAGUUCUCAUCUUAUUUUGCCAUCUGAUCAAUGCAAAUCAUGUCCAGUUCAAAACCGAGCUUUGUUGGAGCUUUUUGGAUACUUUGUAAGUGGUGAUGAUUCAUAUUGAGUGGAGAAGAAACACUCCUCUAAACAGGACCAUAUUGUUGGAGAUCUCGGGUUGUGCCCAACCAUUAUUAGGAAGCCAUGAGUCAUAUCUAGCAUCACAUACAAACAUCAUUUAAAAAUCCAUUAUGGAAGAAAUGUUGAAGAAGCAAAAUGUAAUGAAAAUGAACAUAAGAACAUAAGAAAGUUUACAAACGAGAGGAGGCCAUUCAGCCCAUCUUGCUCGUUUGGUUGUUAGUAGCUUAUUGAUCCCAGAAUCUCAUCAAGCAGCUUCUUGAAGGAUCCCAGGGUGUCAGCUUCAACAACAUUACUGGGGAGUUGGUUCCAGACCCUCACAAUUCUCUGGGUAAAAAAGUGCCUCCUAUUUUCUGUUCUGAAUGCCCCUUUAUCUAAUCUCCAUUUAGGACCCCUGGUCCUAAAUGGAAUGGAAGUUUUCAUGAAACUGAGUAGUAGAGAUAUGAACUAGGGAAUGCAGUUUGUUUGUAUUUUUUUAAAUGGUUGAUCCAUGUAUAGUAACUUGGCUGUUUUUAAAUGUUUUCUCAGAUACUGUAUAACAACACGUGUGCAUAUAAACAUUCAUAAUUAUACUUUCAAGCCUGUAUCUUGUUGGAUACAGUAUUUCCUAGCUUAAUAAAGUGGUUCUCCUAAUGUGUAA